AUAAUGAAACAACAAUUUUAUCUCAAUCAUCUCAAGAAGAUUUGAUCGAAGUAGAAUCUCUAUUCAUAUUCCUAUCUACUUCUCAAAACACCAUGCUUCUUUCUCAAGAAGAUGAUAACUAA
Racocetra persica is the source of this 122-nucleotide messenger RNA. Lineage: Eukaryota; Fungi; Glomeromycota; Glomeromycetes; Diversisporales; Gigasporaceae. The record is from the annotation of a GenBank genome assembly.